Elaeis guineensis (African oil palm) is the source of this 2022-nucleotide messenger RNA. Its product is annotated as hydroxymethylglutaryl-CoA synthase. Lineage: Eukaryota; Viridiplantae; Streptophyta; Magnoliopsida; Arecales; Arecaceae. The record is from RefSeq and is a predicted model, not a curated record. Gene Ontology annotation, biological process: acetyl-CoA metabolic process. Gene Ontology annotation, molecular function: hydroxymethylglutaryl-CoA synthase activity.
GCGGUUGGAGAGGAUCGACGCGGUCACCAACAUCACCAUUACGAAGUCCCUGUCAACGAGGUUCCCAUCAAGCGGCAUCCUCGAGGCCGUCUCGGCCAGUCCGGUCCUUUCCCGCAUGCCCGAUCUCUCCGUCUACCACCACCUGCUCUCGAGCCCCUUUCCUCUGGUUUUCGACCUCUCCCAUGACACCGACGACCGCAAAAAAGCAACGGCGGCCCCCGACUUCUCCCACAAGGCCCUCUCUGUCAUCUCCCCCUCCGCCGCCGCCGCCCCCACCUCGACACCUCCACCUUCUGCGGCGGCGGUGCAUUUCUCUAGGCCAGAGAAGGGGCGGUGGGACAGGUGGGAGAGGGGGGGCGGAAGAGAAAGGGUUAGGAUUUGUUUUUCUCACCGGAUAUGGAGGAGAAAGGAGACCGGGCGUCCCUACUCAUUUUCGUUUCGAUGACUUGUCGAGACUAGGUCGCGAUCGGACUGGAAGAGCUCGAGGUUUAUUAUGGCGUCAGCAGAGGGAAGUAUACAAUUGGGCUUGGCCAAGAUUGUAUGGCUUUUUGUACGGAAUUAGAAGAUGUGGUCUCGAUGAGCUUGACAGUUGUUAAAUCCCUCCUUGAGAAAUAUCAGAUAGAUCCAAGACAAAUUGGCCGAUUGGAAGUUGGAACCGAGACAAUCAUAGACAAGAGCAAAUCUAUAAAGACUUGGCUCAUGCAAAUUUUUGAGGAGUAUGGUAAUAGCGAUAUUGAAGGAGUUGACUCGACAAAUGCAUGCUAUGGAGGAACAGCUGCUUUAUUUAACUGUGUGAAUUGGGUAGAGAGUAACUCUUGGGAUGGACGUUAUGGACUAGUUGUUUGUACAGAUAGUGCGGUCUACGCAGAAGGACCAGCUCGGCCUACUGGGGGUGCGGCUGCAAUUGCAAUGCUUAUUGGGCCAAAUGCACCAAUAUCUUUCGAAAGCAAAUUUAGGGGAACUCAUAUGUCUCAUGCUUAUGAUUUUUACAAGCCUAAUCUUGCAAGUGAAUAUCCGGUUGUUGAUGGGAAGCUAUCACAGAUAUGCUAUCUCAUGGCUCUUGAUUCAUGUUACAAACAUUUUUGUAAUAAGAAUGAAAAUUUUGAGGGAAAACAGUUUUCAAUUUUUGAUGCUGAUUAUUUUGUUUUUCAUUCUCCAUAUAACAAGCUUGUGCAGAAAAGUUUUGCUCGGCUAUACUUUAAUGACUUCUUACGCAAUUCCAGCUGCAUUGAGGAGGCAGCAAGAGAAAAAUUGGAGCCCUUUUUAAACUUGUCUGGUGAUGAAAGCUAUCAAAGUCGGGAGCUUGAAAAGGCUUCUCAGCAAGUUGCAAAGCACUUGUAUGAUGCAAAGGUUCAACCAUCUACUUUAAUACCCAAACAAGUGGGGAACAUGUAUACUGCAUCGCUUUAUGCCUCAUUUGCAUCUCUUCUUCACAACAAGCAUAGCACCCUGGGGGGUCAACGGGUUGUGAUGUUCUCAUAUGGAAGCGGCCUGUCUUCAACAAUGUUUUCAUUCAAAAUUCAGGAUGGUCAACACCCCUUCAGCUUAUCAAAUAUCGUUAAUGUGAUGAAUAUAUCCCAAAAACUGGAAUUGAGACAUGUGUUUCCAACUGAAAAAUUUGCUGAGACAAUGAAGCUGAUGGAGAGAAGGUAUGGAGCAAAGGAUUUUGUUACAAGCAAAGACACAAGCCUUCUUUAUCCAGGAACAUUUUACCUCACUCAGGUUGACUCCUUGUACCGGAGAUACUAUGCCAAGAAGGGUGCAGAUGACACAACUGUUAUUCAUGCCAAUCGUUCAUUUGUAAAUGGUCAUUAAUGAUGCCUCUAAUUCUCAUACUAGAAGAAUUACAGAUAACUCAAGAUCUUUAUUUUUGCCCCCCUUUCUUUUAAACUAGGUUAGACUGCUAUGUCUAGCAUUUUGUAUAUAUUAUUCCAAGCUGGUAUUUUCAUUAAUUUUGGUAAGAACUCGGUGUUCUUCAUUGUUAAUGUAAAUUAGCUUUCCUGAUUUUCUGUCAUUUCACAA